Dendronephthya gigantea is the source of this 2167-nucleotide messenger RNA. Its product is annotated as high-affinity lysophosphatidic acid receptor-like. Lineage: Eukaryota; Metazoa; Cnidaria; Anthozoa; Malacalcyonacea; Nephtheidae. Gene Ontology annotation, biological process: G protein-coupled receptor signaling pathway. Gene Ontology annotation, molecular function: G protein-coupled receptor activity. Gene Ontology annotation, cellular component: membrane. The record is from RefSeq and is a predicted model, not a curated record. Bases 303 to 1457 code for a protein of 384 amino acids. The transcript has a single exon.
UAUACAGAAACAAUUACAAUAUUUAUAAUUAUCGUAUGUUACAAAUUCAACAUUGUCACAAGUGCAAACAAUACACUUACUUUUGCCAACAAAGAAAGGAGUAAAAGUCAUACUUUUUUUACGGUUAUUUUGACUGUUAGUUGAAGUUAUGUCUGAAGCAGCGAUGCGAAAAGCCUUGGCACUCGAUAACGGAUCUUUGAACAACGAUUAAACGAUUAAAAGGACACCGGACUGUAUAUUUUGUUUUGCUUGAAAUUAUGAAAUUGAACAGCAGCUGUUAGAUUUGACGGGUCUCUUCUUUAAUGUCCUUGAUGUGGAAAAAUUGUACAAUAUGCGUGCUUACAAAUUGCACAAACCAAUCUAACGAUUCGAAUAUCACAUCCGUGGGAUUGGAAAGAUGCAAAGAGGCCUUGUCAGAAAAACCUUUUUCAUCGACGUUUCGAGUUUUCGCAAUAAUAGCUAUUGUGUUCAUGAUAGCGACAGCUGUGUUUGGUAAUGCAGUCGUGUGUUAUAUUGUAUAUCAAAAGCCCGCGAUGCGUUCAUCUAUAAAUCUCCUGCUGGCCAAUCUGGCUUUUGUAGAUGUUCUUAUAGCUCUGCUCUGUAUGACUGCCUCUUUAGUUACAGUGAUUGGAGAAGAAUGGCUGUUGGGCUCAGUUUUAUGCAAAGUGAAUGCAUUUUGCUUUUCAUUUUUGGUGACCGAAUCAACAUACAUACUGCUUGCAAUUAGCUGGGAUCGUUAUCUCAUAAUUGUCCGCCGGGAAGAGACGCUCACACCAUACAAGGCGAAGGUCAUUAUCAGCAUAACCUGGGUAAUAUCAUUCAUCCUAUCCCUUCCACCUACAUUUGGAUGGGGGAGAUAUAACUACGAGAAGGGACACAUUGUGUGUUCCCUUGAUGAUGACGCCUUCUCGUAUUCCUUAGUGUUCUAUAUUCUAACCAUUAUUAUCCCUAUGCUCAUUAUGGGUUAUGUUUAUUACCGGAUUCUUUGCACGGUUCGUAAAAACUCAACGAAAGUUGUUAACCACCCUCCUGUGUCAGGCGUAGAGACUCGUGUCCACAAGCGAGGUAAAAUGAACAUUGAUUAUGGCUUCAAAACCAGAGCCUUUUUGACAAUUCUGAUUCUUUUCAUUGGUUAUUUUUUCUGCUUCCUACCCUAUCUUGUCACUCGGCUAGAUUUGGUUACAGGUCGAAACUUAGAAACCACAAGCUUCACACAAGUUGUGCUUAUUUUGCUCUGCUACCUAAACAGUGUAUUAAACCCUAUGGUAUAUUAUGUCCGUAUUGGUAAAUUUAGAGAAGCAUGUCGAGACAUUGUGCCCAGUUGUUGCUGUCUGUCAUUUUUAUGCGUUCCAAAGCGACCAUUGCGAAGGGUCUGUCCUCAUGUUAUAUACGAAGUCAGUGACAGGAGCGAAAAAUCAGUAUCCUUUAGCCUUUACUCAAUGGGCGCUUUUGAUUGAAUAUGUCUCAGUUGUUGGAAAUGUAUAUUGAAUAGAAACAGCAUUCAUUGUAUAGAUAAUUAUAUUCAAAUUUUAACUUGUAAAUACAUAAAGUAUCAAAAUAUAUUUAUUGCAUUUUAAUGAUUUUAACAGAUAAUAAAUAAAGUAUAUUAAUUUAUGAAUUAACCAUUGCUUUGUCUCUUUCCAUAAAAUUAAGUUAUUAUAAUUGAAUGUGUUGCAUAACUGGGGUUAUUAUGGUGUUGGAAUGAGGGAAAUGGUCAUGCAAACCAAAGGUAGCUGGCUCAAUUCCUAUGUGUUCAACCACUACUCAUUUCAGCCCUCACAAUAAUGAGGGAGCAGCAGGGAGCACUCUUAAAUGUGGUAUAUAACAACUGCCAGAGACUGGCAAAAAACUGGACAUUCUGAUGUGGGGACCAGUGUCAGGAUAGUUAAGAAAUGGCUCAAAAUACAGGAAAUACAUUUGACUUAGAUCACCAUUGUCAUACAGUUUAUAUUUUACAAGUCUGCAUGGAUAUUUUUGAUGUUUAAUGAUUAUAUAUCAUACUAGUAUUUAACCACCACCCACUCCUACUUAACCCACUUGAUAGGUCUGUGUUGAUGUUCGAAUUAAUAACUAAUAUCAAUUAACUACUUAUAUUAAUCUUUCAACCUUAAUUUGUGACAUUUGACCCCGAGUCAGAGUGUGUCGCAAACAUUGCUCGGUCCUAGUC